Messenger RNA from Vicia villosa (hairy vetch), 833 nucleotides. RefSeq lists its product as uncharacterized. The coding region runs from base 312 to 833 and encodes 173 amino acids. The transcript has 4 exons. The record is from RefSeq and is a predicted model, not a curated record. NCBI's taxonomy places the organism in Eukaryota, Viridiplantae, Streptophyta, Magnoliopsida, Fabales, Fabaceae.
CUAGUAAUCAAGAAAACUCACAAGAUAGAGAUGCUCCGGAUACAAAUUCUCCACCUGAUACAUCAUCAAAAGAAGUUGCAUGAGGCAUCACCAUUAUGAAGGGAAUCAUUCGACAUAGAGACCAAGGAUUAAUAUAUAAUUUGGAAUGGAAUUAUGAUAACCAACCAAUUGGUCCUAAUUCUGCAAAGUUGACAAGCUAUAUUGGUACACUUGUUCGUUUGCAUAUUCCAGUUUCCAUAGCUAAAUGGAAUCUGAAAAAGCAAAGAGUUGGACGAUAAAAAAAACAUAAUUUGGGACGAGCUUAAGGUAUCAUGUAUGGUUGUUGUUAUUAUCUUGACGAAGAAGAUUGGGUUGAGUUUGUAAAUCAAAGAGAUGAAGUUUUUCGGAAAAGGAGUGCCACAAAUAGUGCGAGAGCAUCAAAACCCACGUAUCCAUACAAAAAAGGGCGUUUGGGAUAUGCACGCUUAGAGGAAAAAAUUUUAGAGGAGUCGAAAAGUGAGGAAACCUCACUUCCAGUACAUGUGUUGUGGAAGGAAGCUCGUGUGGGCAAGAAUCAAGUUGUCGAUCCCGAUGUUCAAAGAGUUUAUGCUGAAUGUGAGACCAUGUCGCAAUCGGUAUCCACCGGUGAGGACCAGGAUGAUAGGAGCGUACUUAGUAGAGCACUAGAUGCUCCUGAGUAUCCUACUCGGGUGAGGGGUAAAGGUCAUGGUGUGACUCCAACCUCUUUUUACAAGCAUUCUAGGAGAAUAAAUCCUACUAAUGAAGAAGAUUUAGCCUUAAAGCAAAAACCAGAAAACAGAGCAUUCGCUGCAGCGAACUAUAUUUCACUGUAG